This is a messenger RNA of Anguilla rostrata (American eel), 2704 nucleotides long. RefSeq names its product serine (or cysteine) peptidase inhibitor, clade H, member 2 (gene serpinh2). Bases 671 to 1930 code for a protein of 419 amino acids. Gene Ontology annotation, molecular function: serine-type endopeptidase inhibitor activity. Gene Ontology annotation, biological process: collagen fibril organization. NCBI's taxonomy places the organism in Eukaryota, Metazoa, Chordata, Actinopteri, Anguilliformes, Anguillidae. The record is from RefSeq and is a predicted model, not a curated record. Gene Ontology annotation, cellular component: endoplasmic reticulum. The transcript has 4 exons.
UUUGAAAUAAAAAAAACGAAUAAAUUCGUUAUCGCGUUACAUAGUUGUGUCACGAGACAGCAAGUAGGCAACUUACUACUUUACGGCGGGUCGUAUCGAAUCACUGCCCGCAAGGAUGUUAAACUUCACAGAAUUUUUUUUUGUUGAUGCUCAAAUAUCAGUUUUUUAAAGAACGAAUGGAGUGUUAACGUAUUGGUUUAAUGUAAACACAGAAGGUAAUGCGUGGAUCAUGCUUAUGCUACACAAAGUUUGUUGUUUUCUGGAAUUGAUGCUCUUAUUCUACGAUUGAUUUAGCUAAAUCCCUGCAGGGGAUAAUGUCGAUUCAGUUAAACGAGGUAAUGUUGAAGUUGCUAACAAUGAUGGCAUAAAAUAACCGCGUCGUUAUCCACAGAAUGAGUGCAGCUACCGAAGAAAAUUUAAAGGACCGGUGUCAUUUGUAAACAACUUAGUUGGCUAACAUUUCUCAAGUGGUAUCUGUAGUUUUCUUUCUCCUGUGAAAUGUAAACUCCACGUUCCGCGCAACACGAGCAACGAGUUAGUUGAUUAUGCCUUUCUUUUUGUAAUCAACAGGCCUAAUACGCUCUGACAGCCUGCAACAGUCGGCGUCCGCAUUUGCAUAAACACUUCGCUUUCUCAUUUCUCUCUCGCGCUGUCACUAGGCAAAGCUGCCAUGUCCGGUAGGAGCUCCUCUCUCCGCGUCUGUGUGCUGGUGCUGCUCACUUUGGUCAGGCCAGCGUUCCCCCGGGGUCCCGCAGCGUCUAGCCCCCCGCAGCAGGGCCGUGACGCGGUGGGCGAGAUUAGCUGGACCCUGGGCCUGCGUCUGUACCGGGCCCUGCGUGCAGACAAGGUCCAGAACCCCCUUUUCUCCCCCUUGCUGCUGGCCAGCUCGCUGGCGGCGCUGGGCGGCAGGGCGGGGGGGUCCACAGCCCGGCAGCUCCAGGAGGCCCUUAACUCCUCCUCCUCUUCCGCGCUGCCGCUGAGCGACCAGCAGGAGGCGCUGUCCGCGGCGCUGAAGUCCGCCCGCGCCGCGAGCGAGAUUAGCUUCGACCUCCACGGCGCCUCGGCGAUCUUCACGAAGCAGGGCCCCGCCCUGGACCCGGAGUUCCUGGAGGAGGCGCGGAGCCGGUUCCUCCUGGAGCACGUUCCCCUGGGCCCCGGGGACGACCUGGAGGCCCUCCUCGCCUGGGCCAAGGCGGGCGUGGGCGGGGCCAGGGGGGCGGAUCCGGCGGGAGAGAUCAAGGCCGAACCCGGAGCGCUGAUUCUCGCCCACGCUCUGCAUUUCAGAGGUCUGUGGGACAGAGGGUUUGAGGAGGACAAACAGGACUUGCGCAAUUUUCUGGGGACCAAGUACACCAAGGUGUCCAUGAUACACAGAACAGGCGUUUUCCGGCACCACGAGGACAUGGUGAACAUGGUCCAGGUGGUAGAGCUGCCCCUGUGGAGGGGCAAGGCCAGCCUGGUGCUGCUGCUUCCCUUCCACGUGGAGCCGCUGGCCCGGCUGGACCGAAUCCUGACCCCGAAGCAGCUGGGAGAGUGGCUAAAGCAGCUGGCCGGCAUAAGCAUGGCCAUCUCCCUGCCCAGGACCACACUGACCAGCACACUCAACCUACAGAAGCAUCUGUCCGCCCUGGGACUGACGGACGCCUGGGACGGGGAGACGGCGGAUUUCUCCGGAAUGGCGGCCCAGCCUGGCGGGGCGAAGGGGAAGCUCCACCUCGGGGGGGUCCUGCACUGGGCCUCCUUGGAGCUGAGCCCCGAGGGGGGGCCCGAGGAGGAGGAGGAGGAGGAGGACGAGGUGGUGGGGAGGCCGAAGCUGUUCUACGCCGACCACUCCUUCAUCGUCAUGGUGAAGGACAACGCCACGGGGGCCCUGCUGCUGAUGGGGGCUCUCGACCGGGCGGAGGGGGCCGGCCUGCACGACGAGCUCUAGACACGCUCUCCAGCGGAAAAGGAACGACGGGCGCUCCGCUCCUGCUGGUUUAGCACCUCUUGUUUGUGGUACAGUCAGACUUUGUUUUGUAACACGUUUGCUUUUAUAUACCCAGUAUCGUUCUUCAAGUGUAACCCACCACUGACAUGGACAUUUGGGAAUACAGAUGUCUCCAGGAGUCAGGCAAGAUGGCUGCCUCUCCAGUCACAGACCGGCAGGCAGGCAGACAGACAGGCAGGCAGGCAGGCAGGCAGACAGACACAUAGACAGACAGACAGAACACGCCACACCAGUGGGACCAGCGAAGACUAGCACGCAACGUCCUGUACUUCUCACCCUGCAGUUCAGCUGCUGAGCUGCGCAGUCGUUGUGGCAGAGAACUCUGAACAGCUGCAAGCAGUUGCCCCAGGUGGACUGCAGGAGUCCGACCACACGGAGGACUUUCUGUGGGAGUACCCUACUGACCGGAGGCGCCCCUUCCUAGAUGACACUGCACCACCCACCCAUCCCGACACAGUCAAGGCACUGGGAAGGCCAGCAGUUGAUUGCAGACCGCGGGGCCACACUGCACGAGCAUAACAUUUAAAUUUUUCAUUUUAUGUCACAUCACAUUUACCAAACCAUUGAGCACAUUUCAAUUUUGUGAAUGUCUUCGCUUUGAAGCUAAUACAGUGAGAUAUAUAUAUAUAUAUAUAUAUAUAUAUAAUGGUCAUUUCAACCACAUAGUGGAUAUUACAGUAGCACCUGUAUUUAAAUAAAUACUGUGCAAUUCUA